Messenger RNA from Cyprinodon variegatus (sheepshead minnow), 2554 nucleotides. It is a transcript of the gene mymk, whose product is annotated as transmembrane protein 8C. NCBI's taxonomy places the organism in Eukaryota, Metazoa, Chordata, Actinopteri, Cyprinodontiformes, Cyprinodontidae. Gene Ontology annotation, cellular component: plasma membrane. The record is from RefSeq and is a predicted model, not a curated record. The transcript has 6 exons. The coding region runs from base 426 to 1283 and encodes 285 amino acids.
AGAAGUGCAGCUUGAGUCCCAAACAGCGGAAACGCCACCAAACCUUUUCAUUUUCAGUAACUAAUGAGGAGUAAAGAGGCUCAAACUGGACAGAAACGCCUUCAGACGGUGGCCUGUUGGCCUCCAAACAGAUGCUUGAUGUUGACGUGGUUACAUGCGGUCUGACAUGUUGCUCCUCGCCCUGCAUGCAGCCUCUCCCGUGCUCUCGGUAUGUGGACAGCUGCCUGCCACUAACACAGCCCCACUAUCCCACAUGGAGCUGCAAUCUGAGGGGCAUUUAAACUUUAAAUGGCCAAAGCUGACAGCUGGCUGUGGGAGGGCAGAGGAACAUAUAUGCAGCCUGAGCUCCGGAGCAGCAGAGCGAAGCAGAACCUGCAGGAGGUCUGUCCACGUCUUCUGUUCAAGCGUUUGGUUCUGAUCCAGUCAUGGGUGCCUUCAUCGCCAAGAUGCUGCUUCCCACCGUCAGCAGCCUGGUGUUCCUGCCGGCUGCCAGCGUGGCUGCAAAGAGGGGCUUCCACACCGAGGCCAUGGUCUACUUCUUCACUAUGUUCUUCACUGCGAUUUAUCACGCCUGUGACGGUCCAGGCCUCGCCAUCCUGUGUUUCAUGAGGUACGACAUUCUGGAAUACUUCAGCGUUUACGGCACGGCGCUCUCCAUGUGGGUCACACUCACAGCUCUGGGGGACUUCGAUGAACCGCAGCGCUCCAGCAUCACCAUGUUUGGAGUCCUGACCAUCGCCGUUCGGAUUUACCAGGACCGUUGGGGCUACGGGAUUUAUUCUGGACCAAUCGGCUCGGCCGUCUUCAUCAUCACUGUUAAAUGGCUGCAGAAGAUGAAGCAGCUGAGGGCGGUUUACCCAGAGAAGACCGUUUACACGCAGCAGGUCGGCCCAGGCUGCUGCUUCGGCGCUCUCGCUCUGAUGCUGCGCUUCUACUUCGAGGAGUGGGAUUACGCCUACGUCCACAGCUUCUACCAUCUUUCUCUGGCCGUGUCCUUCGUGCUUCUGCUGCCGAAGAAGAACCGCUACGCGGGGACGGGAGACAACGCCGCAAAGAUCACGUGUUUGACCCUCUGCUGCUGCACCAUGGCCCCUGGCUCUUCCAAAGCAAAGACAGAGAAAACAAAGAAGAAGUCGUCUCGGACAGUGUGGACAGUCCCCACAGAGAAGCUGUGGCCUCGAGCGUCCAGCACCCCCACCCUCCCGGUUUGCCACCCGCCGCCCUCCACGCCCGUCAAAGGGACGAGCAUCAGCAAGUUGAAGGAGAUGAACGGCUGGAAGUGAGGCCUGCUCGCUCGGACGGCUCCACAUGCUGGAAAGUCAGCAGACACCCGUCAGGACGCAGGAAACCAGCCGUCACGCGGACGUCGGACCCUCCUGUUGGCUGCUGGACCAUUUAAGCAGGAUGCCAGAUGAGAGACAGACAGAAGCCACCUGAGGAGGAAGCUGAAGUGAGCGAGAGCUCGGAUCAGAACCCAGGACUCACACAGCAGCGUCGAGACAAGCCUGUAAACCUGACAGCGGGAUUUAUGAGACGAUCAGACCAGCAGAUGGUUUAUCUCUCCAAGAUGUAUAAAUUGUGUUUAGAGAUGUUGCUCUGGGGAAAACGUGGCCUCUCCUCGUCCUUCUCUUUCCAUCUCGCACUGAAAGGAAGCGCAGCUUCUCAAAGCUUUUAGACUGUAAAGCAAAGUCGGGCCUUUUGUCCUGAAGGUGCCAGAGACGUCUUUCUGUCCAGCAGGUGGACUCUCUGUCUGUUUGUUAAAGCUUCAGUGUUUAUGUCUGAUUUUAUAGUUUUAAAUAAACUGAAAUACUGACUCUCCUUCAGAAGAUGUUUUCAGUUCUCCCCCCCCUGAGGACAGCUCCGUCUGCCGCAUACUUCAGUCACUCUAAUCUAAUUCUGAAUGAGCAUAUCUCCUUUCCCAGGUUCUGGUGCACUCACGUCACCUGUCCUGAACUUGACCCAAAGUCUACAAACCCGUCCCGCUUAUCUCAGACAAAACAGACUCCGUCCAAAGUGAGGGCCGGCCUCCCCCUCCGGCGGGGGAAUGUGAGGAGCCGGGGCCAAACCGCCUGCUCCUGAAAGGUGUUUGUGUCUGGGCUGGGGGAGCCGGCCCGGCCCUGACGGGAUGGUAACACGAGCCUUUUAUUGCAGCGGUGUGAAAAGCUAUUCAGCUGCUUUACGAGCGAGCGCUGUCUGCGCUGCAGCGAGGCCCACACACAGCCAGGACUCAGGGAAGCCUUCUCUGGAACGCCGGACGUAUGGGGGGAACUUUGCUCCAACAUUGCUGUAAAUGGAAAUCUGAAAUCAAACUUUAGAAGAGCUUGUCAUGGUCUUGGUUCUGUUUAGGUUUUCUUUAGAGUUUUCAGUUUCACUUUGAUCCAUGUUUUUCUUUGUUUUCUAGUUCCGUUGGUGUAAUUCAUAUUUUCUGGUGUUUUCUGGAUGUAUUUGAAUUCUUAGGUAUUUCUUGGUUGUGUCAGGUUUCUGUUUCUGUUAUGUUUUUCUUUUGAGUAUUCAGUCUUACUUUACUCCUUGUUUUCUAGUGUUUAGUUUUCUU